Messenger RNA from Cercospora beticola, 1645 nucleotides. RefSeq names its product actin family protein. The record is from RefSeq and is a predicted model, not a curated record. Lineage: Eukaryota; Fungi; Ascomycota; Dothideomycetes; Mycosphaerellales; Mycosphaerellaceae. Gene Ontology annotation, cellular component: Swr1 complex. Gene Ontology annotation, molecular function: nucleosome binding.
UCGCGACACAGUUCCAACAUCAACAUGGGAAAAACAAAAUCGGGCAAUUCAGCGCCAGUCGGCCGACUCGGAAGAACGACGCUCGUUUUCGACCAUGGGGCACAUUCUAUCAAAGCCGGCUUCAGCACACCUGGAUCGGAGCCGAAAUUGGAAGACUGCCAUCCAGUGGCCAACUGUGUAGCAAGAUCGCAAAGAGACAAAAUCACUUACGUUGGCGCCGAACUCGACGACUGUGGCGACUUUGGAGAACUGCAGAUCCGAAGACCAGUCGAAAAGGGCUAUGUAGUCAGCUGGGAGGCCGAGAAAGCAGUCUGGGAACGAACGAUUCAUGACAGCAGAUCACAGUUCAAAUGUGACCCGCACGAAACGAAUCUGAUAUUUACGGAAUCGCCGAAUGCGCCUGGAGUCUUGCAGAGAAAUGCCGAUGAGAUGGUCUUUGAGGAAUUCGAGUUUCAUUCGCUUUACAGGACGAUUUCACCCGCACUCAACGCCUAUGCUCCGUCGCCGUUUCCGGAUACAGCAACAUCAGCUCACGGCGUGCCGCUGGAGUGCCUCCUCGUCGUGGACUCCGGCCACUCGCACACGACUGUCACACCGCUAUACUAUGGAAGACCUCUCCAGCAAGCAAUCCGACGCCUCGAUAUCGGCGGCAAGACCUUGACAGCACAUCUGCGAUCUCUGUUAUCGCGCACUAUGGACAUGCAUCGCGAAGAAUGGAUCUCGCAAGAAAUCAAAGAAGACACGUGCUACGUUUGUCCAACCUCACAAGAGUUCUCGUCACGACUGGAACGGGUCUGGAAAGGCGGACAGAAAGACCCACGAGAUGUCGAUGCAAGCAUCGUUGUUGAUUAUGUCCUGCCCGAUUACGAGAAACUCAAACGCGGGUUCCCGCGCGCACAUGACCCGAGCAAAGGCGCGAAGAUGAGACGACUGGGUAUCGGAGGACAGAGUGAGAUGGUGUUGCCUGUAGGGAAUGAAAGGUUCACGGUGCCGGAGAUUCUUUUUACGCCUUCUGAUAUUGGAAUGCCUCAAGAAGGUAUUGCGGGGACUAUCAUGCAGAGCCUUGAGAGUCUGCCUAAGGGACUAUGGCAGGCGUUCUUGGCGAAUGUAGUGGCAGUCGGAGGCACGAGUCUUCUGCCGGGCUUUGCCGAAAGGCUGGAGAAUGAAUUGAGGAUGAAGCUGGAUGAUGGGUACGAAUUGAGAGUCGCGAAGGCUGAGGAUCCCCUGAAAAACGCGUGGCUAGGUGGUGCGAGAAUGGCGCAGAACGAAGACCUGAUGAAGAAUCUGAUUGUCACGCGAGCAGAGUAUCUGGAAAACGGCGAUGUUUGGACAAGAAGAAAGUUCGCUGGAAAAGUUGGGUGAUGAAGAUUCUGCCAUCGACGAAGACUAUCCAUUCAGCUCAACUCGGCCCAUCAGUUGCCAUAACGGAAUCUGUGUCUCCGCUGUGGUCUCCGGACGAAGGUUGCAACCCAGCCAUUGCUACUCCUGCAAGAUCUGCGAAGCGCCGCUGGUUGGCAUGACAGUCUCUUCCGAGGGCUUUCACCAGCUUGAUGCCACCUUGCUUUAUCUCAGGUCUCUCAUGCCGACACAGCCUCUCUAUCGCAUCUGACGCCGGUCCAUAGCUCCCAAUUGCCUCCCUUGCAUC